Messenger RNA from Tympanuchus pallidicinctus (lesser prairie-chicken), 924 nucleotides. RefSeq names its product scale keratin. Gene Ontology annotation, molecular function: structural constituent of cytoskeleton. Lineage: Eukaryota; Metazoa; Chordata; Aves; Galliformes; Phasianidae. The transcript has 2 exons. The coding region runs from base 88 to 558 and encodes 156 amino acids. Gene Ontology annotation, cellular component: intermediate filament. The record is from RefSeq and is a predicted model, not a curated record.
UGAAGGGGAAAAGCUGCAACAAGAAAUGAUUCUCAGAGGGGUGUGGCUUCUCAGUGAAUGUAUUGGAUUGACCUCCAUUCCUAAGAGAUGUCCUGCUACGACCUGUGCCCCACCAACAUCGGUGGCAUCAGCCGCCCCCAGCCCAUCGCUGACAGCGGGAAUGAGCCAUGCGUCCGACAGUGCCCUGACUCCACAGCUGUGAUCCAGCCACCUCCUGUUGUUGUCACCUUCCCUGGACCCAUCCUCAGCUCCUUCCCCCAAGAUUCAGUUGUGGGAUCCUCUGGAGCACCGGUCUUUGGGGGCUCCUCCCUGGGCUACAGAAGCUCCUCCCUGGGCUCUGGGGGCCUGUAUGGCUAUGGAGGCUCUUCCCUGGGCUCUGGGGGCCUGUAUGGCUAUGGAGGCUCUUCCCUGGGCUCUGGGGGCCUGUAUGGCUAUGGAGGCUCUUCCCUGGGCUCUGGGGGCCUGUAUGGCUAUGGUAGAUCCUAUGGUUCUGGCUAUUGCAGCCCUUACUCCUACCGGUACAACAGGUACCGCCGUGGCAGUUGCGGGCCCUGCUAAAUCAUGCAGGAAUAUUUCCCUCAUGGGAGCAAACCAGCAAAUGGGCAGUACUAUCCUGAUCUUCAGCUGAGCUCUUGAAUAAGGUGCCAAGCAUCAACAAUUUCUUGUUAAUGCAGUGGGGUCAGAAUAGCUCCUUAAAUCUCAUUUCUAAUUUUUUUUUUCUCCGUCACCUGUUUCAUUUCUUCUUCUUUGCCCUGUCAGUGGUCAGGCAUGUUCAAGUUCAUCCAUGUCCACAAAGGUUAUUUAUGGGCCCUGCUCUGGCUGCUGCAUGGGAGAAACCUGAAGAAACACCUUUCCUGAAGCCCUGGGGCCUUCUUCCCACCAGAGCCUGUUGUAUUUCUGUUCUUGUGUCCUUUACUGCCCAUA